Molecule: messenger RNA, 1212 nt
Organism: Ostrinia nubilalis (European corn borer)
Lineage: Eukaryota; Metazoa; Arthropoda; Insecta; Lepidoptera; Crambidae
Gene: ab
Product: protein abrupt
Exons: 10
Coding region: 1-1212 (403 amino acids)
Biological process (GO): regulation of transcription by RNA polymerase II
Cellular component (GO): nucleus
Molecular function (GO): protein binding
Source: RefSeq, a predicted model, not a curated record
AUGGCGACCGACACCGGCGGCGCCGCGGCCGGCGGCGAGCAGCAGUACUCGCUGCGCUGGAACGACUUCCACUCGGCGAUGGUGUCGUCGUUCCGGCGCCUGCGCGAUGAGGAGGACUUCGUGGACGUCACCCUCGCCUGCGCCGGCGCUACCUUCACCGCGCACAAGGUGGUGUUAUCAGCGUGUAGUCCGUACUUCCGAAGACUGCUGAAAGCGAAUCCUUGUCAACACCCUAUUGUUAUCCUGCGGGACGUUCACGACAAAGACAUGGAAAGCUUACUCAGGUUUAUGUACCAAGGGGAAGUGCACAUCGGCCAGGAACAGCUAAAAGAGUUUCUAAGAGCGGCUCAGCUACUGCAAGUUCGAGGUUUAACUGAUGUACCAGCGCCAGCCCCAAUUCCCACCUUGGAUCAGAAGGCUUCACCGUCGGCGUCAUCAUGGACAGAGACAGGCAGCGGAGGCUCACGAGAAGGGCGGGAAGCUCAACCACGUGAGGGUCGAAGAUCUAGGAGGCCGGAGGAAGGCUCAACCAGCACGCCCCCACCGAAACGCGCGAGAUCCUCAGACUUGUAUCAGGCACAAAUGAAAACUAGGACAGAGCAAUUGCUGGCAGCUACAGGCAGUCCAGAACGCUUAGGGACAAACGGACACGAACUAGCACUAUUUGGACAGACACUAGACAACGUGCAAACCGCGCAUUUAUCAGGAGUCUCUAAUAACUUGUCUGGUGAUGGAGAGGAGUCAUCAUCAGACGCUGGUGCGAGUGACACGGAGGGCGAAACGCGCGCCAAGCAGGAACCCCUGGACUACGACGACCCCGCCACCAUGGCCAACACCAACGGAUCCCUCCCCCACAACUUCCCAGGACUUCUCAAUUUGCCAGGCUUUCCCGGAUUACCCGGACCAUCAGGAAUGCCAGAUAAUUAUGGUGGCUGCCGGCGGACACAAGACCUGCUGCGCGUGCGAGCCACCGACCCGCGCCCGUGCCCCAAAUGCGGCAAGAUCUACCGCUCGGCGCACACGCUGCGCACGCAUCUGGAGGACAAGCAUACUGUCUGCCCGGGAUACCGCUGCGUGCUCUGCGGGACGGUGGCGAAGUCGCGCAACUCGCUGCACUCGCACAUGUCGCGGCAGCAUCGCGGCAUCUCCACCAAGGACCUGCCUGUGCUGCAAAUGCCCACUCGCUUCGACCCCGAGCUGGCCAGCCAGUGA